This is a messenger RNA of Ambispora leptoticha, 1623 nucleotides long. The record is from the annotation of a GenBank genome assembly. NCBI's taxonomy places the organism in Eukaryota, Fungi, Glomeromycota, Glomeromycetes, Archaeosporales, Ambisporaceae.
AUGACAUCUUAUGAGGGGGCAACGACUCAAGAUCCAACAAAGGAAUCCACAACAGUCACGGAAACGUCAUCCUCGAUUACACCAUCUUCGACUACAUCAACUUCGACUACACCAUCUUCGACUACAUCAUCCUCGACUACACCAUCCUCGACUACACCAUCCUCGGCAGACUAUAUAAAUGCAGCAUUAAAUCGAAAAUCAUGCGGAUAUAAAGGACCAAUUUGUGGAGAUGAUCAAUCGUGCUAUAUUAUACCACCAAGAAACUUGACAUGUCAGAAUAGUAGUAAUAGCAGUAGUCCAAGUUGGAAGUUAAAUGCCACAACAUUUCCACCGAUCGAGUAUGCAGGACCAUUAUUUGCUGAUUCGGUGGGAAAACAAUGUGAGAUUCUGCCGAGUAUUGAGGGUGAAGCCGGGGAAUUUGUGAAAUGUUAUUACAAUCUGUUGAUGAAUAUCGGGUCUUGUCUGGACGAUUUUCAAAGCACGCGGUUAUAUUGUAAUGCAUCCACGCAAACAUGUUACAACAAGUUAGAUUCCGGUGCAGAAUGUGUAUCGUCGAAUCAAUGUAAAAGCGAGGAAUGUACGGGCUCUAAUCUUGGGUCAGAUUUGGAACUUUUGGAUAUACAGGAUAGUAAUGUCACUACCACAUGUGUCAACUCGCCAUCGUCCUCAUCAUCCGCAUUCUCAAUAUUGACCGGUAACGGGCGAAAGCCGAAUGCUAGUUAUAAACAGACUUUUCCUGAUGAAAAAAGUGUUAACACUAGCGGUAGUAAUAAUGGAGACGGUAGCACCACAAAUAAUGGACAAGUUGCCGUGAUAGCUGCCUGUGUAUUGAUCAUGGUAAUCUCUGUUAUGUUAAUCAUCUAUGCACGGAGGAUAUUCAAGAGGCAGAUGCUUGAAGAUUUGGAAACGACGGGAUUAGAAAUUGAUGACAAUCAUAAUGGGGAGCAUGGGAAUAAUAAUGGCACAGUACCAAUCUCAUCGAUGGGAUUACGAAUAAGAAGGGGCGCGUCAAUAUUACUGAAUCAUGACUCGAUACGCCGAAGCAAUAGUAUAACCACCCUGCCACCGUAUCAGACUGUCGAGGAACAACCAUCACCCAGCAUAAUGACGUCGAUCACAAAUUGGUUGAUGCCUCCGGGUGAACUUCCACCGCCAUAUGAAGCAAUAGAUUCAUCACAUAGAGAUUCUCAUCAUCAUGUUAGUAACAACAAUACCGAUAAUAUUAACAACGGUAAUGAUGAUCGAACGCCCAGUGUUUUUGUUGACGAUAAUGCAUUAACACACGAGACCGAAUUAACAGCACCAAGCAUACAGGAGGUCCGACAAGGAGUUAUGUUCAUUGAACGAGCGGCGUCCCCAGCACUUUCUGUCACGCCUUCUCAACAUUCGACAUUGUCGGGAAUUUCGGUGUUUCUUUCACCGCCGCAAUCUCCUCCUUUUCCUCCGCCGGAUGUUCUUAUACUUGGUGGAGAAGAGGAUAAAUUUGAUGGUGAAAAUGGGAAUGUUGGGAAUGAUGCUGGAGUGAAUGAUGAGUUGAUUGCACCGAGUAAACAUGGAUCAAGUGAUAGUAAUGCAAGUUCAAAUGAGGAAGAGUAUGGUGAAACUGUUGGGUUGAAUUCAUGA